CCUGGACACACCAAGCCCAGCAGGCCGCCCUGUCCGCUCACAGCUGCCACAGGCAGGUCCCUGAGGGCUCCCUCACGGCUGAGGGACCACCAAGAGCGCGGUGCCAGCCGCCCCCAGUGCCAUCACCAGGCCGAGGCAGCCCCAUGGAGGCCAUCCAGGCAUCGUUCCAGAAGGUGGAGAAGAUUGGGGAGGGCACCUAUGGCGUGGUGUACAAGGCUCGCAACAAGCGCACGGGGCAGCUGGUGGCCCUCAAGAAGAUCCGCCUGGACGCGGAGUCAGAGGGUGUCCCCAGCACUGCAAUCCGAGAAAUCUCACUGCUAAAGGAGCUGAAGCACCCAAACAUAGUCAGACUCCUGGAUGUCAUACACAGCCAGAAGAAGCUCUACAUGGUGUUUGAGUAUCUGAAUCAGGACCUGAAGAAGUACAUGGACUCAUGCCAAGCUGGAGAGCUUCCUUUAAGCUUGGUCAAGAACUACCUUUUCCAGCUGCUGCAGGGUGUGAGCUUCUGCCACUCGCACAGGGUCAUCCACAGGGACUUGAAGCCGCAGAACUUGCUCAUUAAUGAAGCAGGAGCAAUCAAGCUGGCUGAUUUUGGACUGGCAAGAGCUUUCGGGGUCCCCCUACGCACGUACACUCAUGAGGUGGUGACUCUGUGGUACCGAGCCCCUGAGAUACUGCUGGGAUGCAGAUACUACUCGACCCCUGUGGAUAUCUGGAGCAUCGGCUGCAUCUUUGCAGAAAUGAUGACCAGGAAGGCCCUGUUUCCAGGGGACUCUGAGAUCGAUCAGCUCUUCCAGAUCUUUCGCACCCUGGGCACUCCCACUGAGGUGACCUGGCCAGGUGUGACCCAGCUCCCUGACUACAAGGGCAGCUUUCCCCGGUGGCCAAGGAAGGAGAUGAAGGACAUUGUUCCAAACUUAGAUCGAGAUGGGAGAGACUUACUGACGCAAUUGCUCCUGUAUGAUCCCAGCAAGCGCAUCUCAGCCAAAGCAGCCCUCAACCACCAGUACUUCCUCUGCAGAAACUCUGGGAGCCCUGAACAGCGACCUGUGCUGCGGAGAGACCGCAGAUGAGAGGACAUGGCUCUCCCCAAGCUCUUGCACCUCCAGGUAGCACUGCAGAUGUGGUCUGGGGCACUUAGCAGGGGCCUGGCUAAAACCCAGGGUCCUGCUUCUCCUGAGGAGCCUGGAAGGGGACAGUCUUGGCAUUUAGAGACUUUCAGUCUGUUACUGGGGGAAAGUUUGGGUUACAGCCAGGAGAGCUGUUCUGAAGAGGUCAUGUGCAAAAGG
Molecule: messenger RNA, 1289 nt
Organism: Motacilla alba alba
Lineage: Eukaryota; Metazoa; Chordata; Aves; Passeriformes; Motacillidae
Gene: CDK3
Product: cyclin dependent kinase 3
Exons: 8
Coding region: 144-1073 (309 amino acids)
Biological process (GO): regulation of G2/M transition of mitotic cell cycle; G1/S transition of mitotic cell cycle; protein phosphorylation
Cellular component (GO): nucleus; cytoplasm; cyclin-dependent protein kinase holoenzyme complex
Molecular function (GO): ATP binding; cyclin-dependent protein serine/threonine kinase activity; cyclin binding
Source: RefSeq, a predicted model, not a curated record